Melanotaenia boesemani (Boeseman's rainbowfish) is the source of this 1617-nucleotide messenger RNA. It is a transcript of the gene elk3, whose product is annotated as ETS transcription factor ELK3. Gene Ontology annotation, biological process: regulation of transcription by RNA polymerase II; cell differentiation. Gene Ontology annotation, cellular component: nucleus. The transcript is spliced from 5 exons. NCBI's taxonomy places the organism in Eukaryota, Metazoa, Chordata, Actinopteri, Atheriniformes, Melanotaeniidae. Bases 391 to 1530 code for a protein of 379 amino acids. The record is from RefSeq and is a predicted model, not a curated record. Gene Ontology annotation, molecular function: DNA-binding transcription factor activity, RNA polymerase II-specific; sequence-specific DNA binding.
GUGCUGCGCGUGGCUUGGUCCCCUGGUCUGACAGUGUUGUUGUGGAACGAGAGCGAGUUGUUAAGAGGGUGUGUUUUAUGGGAAAUAGAGGUUGUGGGUGCGUGUGAGCAUUUCUUUUGCUCUGUGUGUGUGUGUGUGUGUGUUUACACAGACGGGAAUACUGCGCCAGAGGAAGUGCGCCCGUUCUCCGUCUGUGCGUCCCGACUUCCUGCUCUAAGGCAGGAGAGAGAAAAGCUGCGGAUCCGCUUUCAGACAGCGGGCCAGCAGCAGAAGCAUGGAGCCUCUACACAACACACACACACUGAUUUAAGAAACAAACGUACACAUCAACAGCGGGCAAACAGAGGAGCAGCGGCCGUCCACAUCUGGAUUGCCUUCAUCUGUGCCAUCAUGGAGAGCUCCAUAACACUCUGGCAGUUCCUGCUCCAGCUGCUGCUCGACCAAAGCCACAAGCACCUCAUCUGCUGGACAUCCACUGACGGCGAGUUCAAACUGCUCAAAUCAGAGGAAGUGGCAAAGCUGUGGGGGUUGCGCAAGAACAAGACCAACAUGAACUAUGACAAGCUGAGCAGAGCGCUGCGCUACUACUACGAUAAGAAUAUCAUCAAGAAGGUGAUUGGGCAAAAGUUUGUCUACAAGUUUGUGUCAUUCCCUGAGAUUCUGAAGAUGGACCCUGCAGUGGUGGAGGCGGGUCGCAUUAGCGAAGAGAGUGGGGGUGUGAUAUCAGAACCUGAAGCUGAAGAUGAGGAUGGAGCUGAGAGAAAACAGUACCUCCACUCUGGCCUGUACUCUUCCUUCACUAUCAACUCCCUGCAGCAUCCUUUAGAGCAACACCAGCCAAUCAAAACAGAGCCUAGACCUGCUAGCAAUGACGACAGCUCCUCUGUCAUUCGAUUUGUAAAAAACUGCGGUCACUCAUCUCUCCCUUCAACCCCACCCCCAUCAUCAACUGAGAGCUCCCACUCAUUCAGGCUGUCUCCUCGCCUGGCCUGCUCUUCAUCUCCACCGCUAAGCCCUACCCACAUACGGAUGAGGGUGCGGAGCCAGAGUAUAGACACUGAUGAUUUAGAGCCCAAUGCCCAACCUCUAAACCUGUCGUCUGGUCAGAGAGAGAGGGAGAGGUUCCAAUCCAAAACAACACCAGAGAGGAGGGGGUUGGCCAAUGGUGCACCAUACAAGGGCAGAAAACCCAAAAGCUUGGAAAUCUCUUCCUCCUCUCUCCUUUUGACAGGAAGUGACCUUGUCUCUAUUGCCCUCAAUAGCCCGGCACUGCCCUCAGGGUCCCUCACCUCUGCCUUUUUCACUGCACAGACUCCAUCUGGUCUGUUGCUCACUCCCAGUCCUCUUCUCUCCAAUAUCCAUUUCUGGUCUGGUUUGAGUCCAGUGGGGCCGCUGAGCCCUGCCCAACUACAAGGUCACACCCCACUUUUCCAGUUCCCUACACUGCUGAAUGGACCCAUUCCUGUACCUCUGCCCAGUGUGGACGCACCUUCUCCUCUGCUGAUCUCCUCCAACUCCAACAAGUCCUGAUGCCAGCCUGAAUUCAAAGAACAAACUGGACCAAAAAAGUAGCCGAGCAGGGCCACACCUUUACCAGCUAAAGGACCAAACAAAUAA